AUGGUUUCCACUCUUCCGAAAGCCAUUGCCAGAAAGAACGUGGUGACCCAGACGGAGUCCCCACACAAACAGAAACAUGUGGCUGUCCAGGUCUCUGGCUGUAGGGAAUGCCAGAGCCUGUCAGCUGUACCGGAGAAUGGUAAGGACAGUGGCUGUCUCAGGUGUGAGCAGGUGGAUGAUCUGCUCUGCCUGGUGGCAGAGCUGAAAGAGAAGGUGGAAAGAUUAAGGAGCAUUAGGGAGUGUGAGAUGGAGACAGACUGCUGGAGCCGCACCCUACCAUCCCUCAGGCCAAGGCAGCAGAUGGAGGCUCCACAAGAAGCAGAGGAUCCCCUGCCCUCUUGCCAACGAGCAAAAGUUAGGGACCCAAGAGAUAGUAGGGAAUGGAAAAAGGUCGAAUCCCCUCCCAGCCUCCCUCACCUUCCCAGUUGCCCUUACAUAACAGCUAUGGGGCUCUGGAACUCAAGGGCCAGGCAAAUGAGGAUGGGGAUGAAGGUCCAUCCAGGGGGUUGGCUAGGGAGAGUCAGUCACCCCUACCUAUCAGGACUGACUGUGCCAAGAAAAAAAGGAGGGGCCAAGGCUUUUCGUGGAAAAAAGGUCCAUGGAGAAUAUGACAUAAAGGUUGAACAGGCAGAAUUUUCAGAAAUCAACUUGAUAGCCCAUGCUGAUGGCAAUUACGCAGUAGAUAUCCAAGUAUUUCGAAAUGGCACUAAAGUUGUCAGGUCAUUCAGGCCUGACUUUGUCCUUGUUCGACAACAUUCAUUCAGUAUGGCAGAAAAUGAAGAUUUCCGUAACUUGAUCAUUGGAAUGCAGUACGCAGGCAUCCCUAGCGUCAACUCCCUGGAAUCAAUCUACAACUUCUGUGACAAACCAUGGGUGUUUUCCCACCUGGUGUCUGUCUACAAAACUUUGGGUCCAGAGAAGUUCCCUUUAAUUGAGCAAACAUUCUAUCCAAAUCACAAGGAAAUGCUAACAAUGCCAACUUUUCCUGUUGUUGUGAAGAUUGGACAUGCUCAUUCAGGCAUGGGAAAGAUCAAGGUAGACAACCACUACGAUUUUCAGGACAUAGCCAGCGUGGUAGCACUUACUCAGACCUACGCCACUACUGAACCCUUCAUAGACUCCAAAUAUGACAUCAGGAUCCAAAAGAUAGGCAGUAACUACAAAGCAUACAUGAGAACUUCCAUAUCCGGAAACUGGAAGACAAACACAGGCUCUGCAAUGUUGGAACAAAUUGCUAUGUCAGAUAAGUACAAGCUUUGGGUUGACACUUGUUCUGAAAUAUUUGGUGGUUUGGACAUCUGUGCUGUUAAAGCUGUACAUGGAAAGGAUGGAAAAGAUUAUAUUUUUGAGGUCAUGGACUGUGCAAUGCCUCUGAUUGGUGAGCAUCAGACUGAAGACAGGCAACACAUAACUGACCUAGUCGUAAGCAAAAUGAACCAAAUGUUGUCCAAAACUCCCAUACCGUCUCCUCAGAGACCCACUGCCACUCAGCAGCCUCAGAGUGGAUCACUAAAGGAGCCAGAGCCAAACAAAAUCCCACCUCAGCGACCACCACCUCAAGGGGGCCCAGUGCAACCCCAAGGAAUGCAAUCACAAAGCCAGGAGCCAUUGCAGCCACAGCGCAUGUACCCCCCUGGGCAGUCAGCAAAGCCCUCGACUUCCCAGCCACAGCGUCCACCUGGACCUACAACUCAGCAGCCACGUCCCCAGGCUCAAGGUCCUUCCAGCACCAGGUUAUCAAAGGAAGCAGAGCCGCAGCCACCGCCACAGCCUGCUCCCCAGCCUGCUCUGCAGCCCGCUCCACAGCCCACUCCGCAGCCCGCUCCACAACAGAAGCCUCAGUCUCAUCCACAGCUUAAUCACUCAGAGAACAGAUUCCAGUUUCAAAGGGCCUAUCUCAGAAGCAAUCCCAAUGCACAUGCUAGGCAGUGGCUGCUGAACUGCGUGCCUUUGCGGUCGCACUUCGCUCUUGAGUAUACACUGUUGCUGAUGGAGCAGCAGGAGUGGUCACACGGGCCCUUUCCAGAGAAGACUGCAGGACUUGCACAGAAAACUGCCCAUAGUUAUCCCAGUAGAGAUGGAGAUUCCUUAACGCACAGCUUGCUGUUGGUGCUCUACCUAGCCAGCUGCGUCCUACAGUAA
Messenger RNA from Egretta garzetta (little egret), 2142 nucleotides. RefSeq names its product synapsin II (gene SYN2). Gene Ontology annotation, cellular component: synaptic vesicle membrane; synaptic vesicle. The transcript has 13 exons. The record is from RefSeq and is a predicted model, not a curated record. Gene Ontology annotation, molecular function: ATP binding. Lineage: Eukaryota; Metazoa; Chordata; Aves; Pelecaniformes; Ardeidae. Bases 1 to 2142 code for a protein of 713 amino acids. Gene Ontology annotation, biological process: neurotransmitter secretion.